AUGCUUUUGUUCACUGGUGUUCGAUUAAUUCUCUUUCGAAAUUCACCAAAUGUUUUCUUACGUGUAACAUCAACGUCGUAUUUUUCCAAUAAUAAACAAAAUUUCUUCAAUCAUGUUCCUAUAAAUCGUAGAAUAUUUGAUAUUGUACCAAAACGUUAUCAUCCCUAUUUACAUUUAUCUCGAUGGGAUAAACCAACUGGUUCAUGGUUAUUAUAUUGGCCAGGAGCAUGGAGUAUUGCAUUUGGUGCAACAUCUUUGAUACCUGAUAUACGUCUACUAUGUUUAUUUGGCGUCGGUGCUGUGCUGUUAAGAGGUGCUGGUUGUACAAUCAAUGAUUUAUGGGAUAAAGAUUUUGAUCGUCAUGUUGAACGCACAAAAACACGUCCACUAGCUACUGGACAAUUAACAACGAGUCAAGCAGUGACAUGGCUUGGUAUACAAUUAUCACUGGGAUUUCUUAUACUAAUACAACUUAACUGGCCAUCAAUCGUUUUAGGUGUUUUAUCGCUCAUACCUGUCCUGUUUUAUCCAACAAUGAAACGUUUUACAUAUUGGCCACAAUUCUUUUUAGGUAUGACAUUUAGUUGGGGAGCGUUGAUGGGCUACACAGCGGCAACAGGCACUUUAAAUUUAGCGAUUAUUAUCCCAUUAUAUUUUGCUGGUAUAGCAUGGACCCUUCACUAUGAUACAAUCUAUGGCCAUCAAGAUAAAUCAGAUGAUAUUCUAAUUGGUGUUAAAUCAACAGCUUUACGUUUAGGAAAUGACACAAAAUUAUGGUUACGAACAUUUUCGACCGUAAUGUUAUCUCAUUUAUUAACAACAGGGCUUGUUGUUGGACAAACAUGGCCAUACUACCUCGGUUUAGUAGGCGUUGGCUAUCAUUUACAUAAACAAAUUGAAACAGUAAAUUUGAAUGACGCAUCAUCUUGCUGGAAGGCAUUUUCGUCGAAUCGGAUCACUGGCUGGAUUAUAUUUGGAAGCAUAUUGGCAGGAAACGCUUUACGUUAG
Molecule: messenger RNA, 1008 nt
Organism: Didymodactylos carnosus
Lineage: Eukaryota; Metazoa; Rotifera; Eurotatoria; Philodinida; Philodinidae
Source: the annotation of a GenBank genome assembly